AUGAAGUGGGACAGCCUUCCUAUUCUGCUUUGUGCCACCAUGGCCCUGGCUGCCGAAGCCACCAUCGAUCCCCCUCCCGAAUCACUACUGGUCUGGCCAACAUGGGAUGUGGACGCUAUCAAUAGCGCUGAGCCAACUGCAUGGGCCUCAUCGUUCGAAUAUAACUCCGCUUUUGACAGGUCCGUGGAACUGGAAAUGCUCGAGGGCACCAUGCCAGCUUGGUACAAUAGCCUGCCAGAGAGCGUCAAGGCUUUCGAAUCCACAAGGAAUGUUGCUCUUGAAUCCUGGGCCCUUGCGCAUAAUUCGCAUUGGUACACCAAUGAGGCUUGGUAUACGUCUACCUAUCCCACUGCCACUGCCCCGACCACUGCAACCGCUACCGCUACUGUUGCGACUGCAACUUCUUCCUCAUCCAUCGGUCAGGGAGUGUCGGCUCCUGCUAAUGGAGUGAUGAUGCCCAUGGCUGGUGCGGUUGGCAUUCUGUGUAUUGCCCUUGCUCUUUGA
Molecule: messenger RNA, 504 nt
Organism: Penicillium brasilianum
Lineage: Eukaryota; Fungi; Ascomycota; Eurotiomycetes; Eurotiales; Aspergillaceae
Source: the annotation of a GenBank genome assembly